Messenger RNA from Xyrauchen texanus (razorback sucker), 5783 nucleotides. RefSeq names its product reticulon-3-like. The coding region runs from base 184 to 3543 and encodes 1119 amino acids. The transcript is spliced from 9 exons. Gene Ontology annotation, biological process: neuron differentiation; endoplasmic reticulum tubular network formation; brain development. NCBI's taxonomy places the organism in Eukaryota, Metazoa, Chordata, Actinopteri, Cypriniformes, Catostomidae. Gene Ontology annotation, cellular component: neuron projection; postsynaptic density. The record is from RefSeq and is a predicted model, not a curated record.
CCUCCACCGCCUCCAUCCACUGCAACAUUCAGGCAGGUUCACCCACAGCUGCACAGGCUCGGAGACGCCGCUGCUGUGUUGGUAAAUACUCGGUGAAUUGCGAACAUUCAGUGUAUAUAAAUCAGUGUCCAUAACCUCAGACAACGCCACUACACUACAAACGCUUCAGAAUAAUACUGAAAAAUGGCAGAUCCAAUGACCCAGUCUACUCAGAUUUCGUCGUCACAAGGCCUAAACGAUGGACACACUGCAAAGUCCAAAGACUCGAAGUUUUCCGAUUCCUUUUUUUCCUCACCUGUAUCUCUCAUUCAGUCUCCUCAAGACAAAAGAGUGGUACUAGGCUCUGAAAAGUGUUCAGAGAAUAUGGCCACCUCUCUUCACUUUUCUUCUCAGCCAAGUUCCUUCUCUCAAGUUGCUUAUGGAAUUGAAUCUUCAGGACCACCUGGAGAUUACAUGGAGCAUAAUUUCAAAGAGAAAAGGGAGCUUUUUGACUCUUCCUUUGGAUCUCAAAAGCAGGACUCCCCUAUAAAGACGUCACCAGUAUCUGAAAGAAUCAAAGCAUUGGAAGCUUUAGCUGCAAAGAAGAAUGAUUUUGAUAGGAAUGAUGGUGGGUUUCCACAUUUUAAAGAGCGACACUAUGAGAAGUUCCCCACUGAAUCUCAUGGAAGUUCCUCACAUUUGACCUUCCAGAAAAGGUCAAUGUCAAAUGAGCAGGAAUCACCUGAAUCGCCCUUUGAAGUGCUUGGUGAGACAAGGCAUGGAAGUGACUUUGAGGACACGGCUGACUGGAUGAGAGCUCACUUACCUCCAGCACCAGAUUUCAACAUUGAAGAUCCUGAUCUUGAUGAGGAAAAAGACUCACCCAUGAUGCAGGAGAGCCCAUGCAAAGUAAUGAAAGGAAACUGUGUUGAUGCACCAGAAGGUGCAUCUGAAAGUUUUACAGGAGUUCCUGAUCAGUUCAUGGACAGUCCUAUCAAAGUAGCAGAAACAAAAUAUAAUGAUGAUAAACGAGUAAAACAAGAAAGUGUUGAGGAAGAUUCUGAAUUUGACCUGAGCUAUUUGCCUACAGCCUAUAUGUGGGACAAACAAGAGAAAACUGAUGUGGACACUCAAGGCUAUCAAAAAGUUCCUGAAAAUCAAGAGCUUCCUGCCUCCCCUGCACCACCAGCAGAUUUUGAGUCUCUGUCAUCCCCUGUUACCCAACAGAUGGACCCUAGUUCUACGCAACAUGCCAGCACUUCAAAGGGAAACUUGGAACCUGCUGAAAUCCUAGAGGUAGAUAGUUCUGGGGAGUCAGAUGAUACAGUGAUUGAGGAAGUUGGCAACAUCUCAGCAGUAGAAAAUAAUGACCUUGACAUUAAACCUCAAAAAGAUGAGGAGAUUUUGCCAGAUAACGAAAAGAAGCUGAUUCAGGUGCCUAUUAUUAAUGUAAUUGAGACAGAUGAACAGGUUCUAAGUGAUGAGGAAGAAGAGCAGCUGGAUGUGGAAGGAGAGGAGGAUGAUAAUGAAAGGUGUCCGAUUAUUCAAGGUGAAAGCAGAGAGUCACUUGAGCAACAGGAGCAAUCAGAGGUUCCUGAACAUGUAUCUGUGGAAACUCUAAACGAAGAAAAUAAAACAGACUAUCAAAUUUCCUCUCUGGAAAAUCAAACAGACUCUGAUGGUGAAUACUUUCCUAAUCACACGAUGAUCGAAGAUGAUCAUGAAAGUGGCAUUUUCCUCCAGUCCUCCCCAGACUCAGGUGGCCAGAUUUCAGAGGACUCUCAAAUGCAGUCACCUAUGUCUCAGAAUUUAGUGUCCUUUGGACCCCUUGAAGAGUCAACCCUUGACAAAGAGCUUGACGAAACUGGAGAAGUACUUUCUGACCUCCCCCCUAACAAAAAUUACCCCUCAAAUGAGCCCAGUGAUGUAGAGACUUACCUGGACCAUUACACCAGUGAGGAGCUUGCUUUAAAAGACCAGCUGAAUUCAGAUUAUUUUAUGGAGAAUAAAAGAGAGAAUACUGAGCUCUCAAAGCCCAGCUGUCUUCCAGAAAAUCUAAAUAUCAGUACUUUUGUUCAAGAAGCCUUUGAGGAAAAUAUUACAGAUGAUUUUGAUGAAACACCCAAAAGAUGCAAGAUGGACAAAGAAUCUGUCCCUGAACCCCCGAUAUCUGACCAUUUAGCCGAUGCCCAUGAUGACGUUGAUACUGUUGUCCCUCAAAACAAGAUGCCAACUGUUGAUUCAGAAGAUCACAGGUCAGCAGUGGAAUCUGAGAAUUUGACACUGCAAGAACAGGAGGCGUUACCAAUCCAAUCCAUUGGCAGACAAUCCCCAAUUCAAGAGAUCCCACUGGAACUUUUAAAUGUUUGUCACAAAGAACAGUCUGGCAAAAUCAGUGAAGUUUCUGGCCCUAUGACAAAUUAUGUAGCUAAAGGAUCAGUGAUGACUAACUCUGAACCUGGGGUAUUGGCCUCUAGAUAUGUUUUAGAUAGACCGGAUUCGCCAGAGACCAUAAGCGAUACAGAGAAUGUUGAGCCAGAAUUUUUAGUAAUGGCAGCGACGGACAGCUUUGUGGAGUUUAUGAGGGAGUGUCUUAAUUCACGGCAGGAUGAGGAGCCUGAGGGCUUCAAUCCAGGUCAGGUAACCUUAGAUCAGAAUCCCAAAUCUGAUACUCCUGCUUUCAAUCAAUCCUCCCCUGCAAUGAUCAUGGACUUUGAGCAGGAGCGCUUAACAAUAUCUGCUUUGAAAGAACUCGGGAGCAGCCAAGAGGAAGACGAGAAACCUCUCGUAGUGAAGUCCGUCCUAAAGCCAGAUGAAGCUACUCAAAAUCUGGAAGCUUCAGUGACCUCAUCUUCCGUACCUCAAAAUCUUCCAAACGAGUAUCAGCCUGAUGCCUUAAUUGCCAAAGAGGUAGAGGCAAUUGAUAUUUGGGUGGCAGAGGCCUACCACCUUGCAGAGCAUGUCUUGACAUCUAUACUAAACCACCUGUCAGUAUAUGACCUGGUGCAUUGGCGGGACCCUAAGAAGUCCGGAGUGGUGUUUGGUUUGUCGAUGCUGGUACUGCUCUCUCUGGCAGCGUUCAGCAUGAUCAGCGUUGUCUCUUACCUACUGCUGGCCCUGCUCUGUGUCACCAUCUCUUUCCGCAUCUACAAGUCUGUUGUCCAGGCUGUGCAGAAGUCCAACGAGGGUCACCCCUUCAAGGCUCUGAUGGACAAAGAUGUCACCAUACCUCCCGAGACCUUCCGCAAGCACGUGGACCUUUGUCUGUCCUACAUCAACUGUGCGCUCAAGAAGAUGAGCCGCCUCUUUCUGGUCGAGGAUCUGGUGGAUUCCCUCAAGCUCGCAGUGGUUAUGUGGCUAAUGACAUAUGUUGGAGCGGUCUUCAAUGGCAUCACCAUUCUCAUCCUUGCGGAUAUCCUUCUCUUUGGUGUACCACCUGUCUAUGAGAAGAACAAGACCCAGAUUGAUCAUUACAUUGGCAUUGCACGCAAUCAAGUCAACAGUACAAUGGCCAAACUACAAGAGAAACUCCCAGGAGCGAUGAAGCGCUGUAAAACGGAAUGAUCCUUCUCUCCGAUUCCCUCAACACCAUGUUUACCAUCCUUCCACCUUUAGCCGCCACCCCUCCCUUCCUCUUUGCCCCACCCCUUUCCUCUUUUUUCCCCCUGUUUAACAUCAACCCUUCAAACCACCAUCUGCACUGAACCAGCUAGUAUGUAAAAUCUAAAGCUUCUUGAUAUUCAAUGUUAACUCUGCAGCUUAAUUACGAGCAUUAGGGCAAGAAGCUUGGGGCUCCAGGAGCUGAUGUUUCCAACACGGGAUGUGAUGCAAUGCUGCAACUGGAUGUCAAUGGCCAGUGUGAGGAAGGGUUUGUGAACUAGACUGAACCUAUGACCUGGUUUUAAGUGUUUGGCGGGUGGAUGGAAAUAAAAACAGGUGUUUGAAUUUAAAGCAAAUGUCUGUACUUUUAAAAAUGAACAUUUCACAAAAAAAAAUUAAAAUAAAAAAUCUAAAAUGUUCUGCAACACAUACUUGUUCCCCCUUCGUUUAGUUCUUUGACAAAUGUGAAUUAUUUGUCUGGACGUGCACAUGACAAUCAGUCCAGCAGUACCAGUUCAGAUACCAGCAGUGAUAAUUUGGUCUAGUUCACCAUCCUACCUACCUGUUACUGGCGCAAAUUUUUUUUUUCUGUAUGUAUAUAUAAUAAGGUUACAACAGGCUUUUUGCUGUGAAGUAGUUUGUUGCUUUUUAUAUUUAAAAAAAAAACUAAAAUGAAUAUACAGCUCUUAUAUUUGUCUCUUUUGCACUCAGUUAUCUGAGUUCACAUGUAUAUGUUAUUAUUACUAUUCAAAUAAGAGUUGUUGUUAUAUUAUAUCUCAAAUAGGAUGACUGCUUUAAAUCCCAUGUAUGGCAUUUGGCUCCGUAACAAUAAAUAUGUAUUAAUAUCCUUAAGGUUGAGUUUUAUGCAUAGGAUCAUCGGAGCUUCAGAAUAUAGGAGAGGAAGGAAUUAAUCUGUUUGAUUUGAAGUGUCCAUGUUGGCCCCAUAGGUCAUCUAUUGUUGUCAAAACAAGGCUAGUACCCAUCAUUCAUAUGGUAACAAUUUUUAAGGUAAAACUGGUCUUGUGUCAGCAUUUUGGAGCAUUGUUUACCAACCUAGACACAGAAGAUUUUUGAAUAUUUAUUGGAUGUUUGAAGUUGUUGGUUUUUUUUUAUUUUAAUUUUAAUAUUAUUAUAUAUAUAUAUUUUUUUUUUUAUCAAGGCUGGAAUAUGUUGCAUCACUGUUUUUCCUUAACAAAAAUCCAGAACUCACUGCAAACACAUUGACUUCUUGGAAAUACAAUUAUAAGGGCAUGUUAUUGCUGAAAGGGAAGGGUGAUUCAGUAAAAUGGCAGCGGUUUGGCCAGUGUUUUUAAUGUGGUGUCAGCCUGCCCAAUGACUACUCAUGCAUUUGUGCUCACAGUUUUACAAUAUGACAAUAAAUGGAAUAUCUACCGUGUAUCAAUAGUUGCAUUCAUAUUAUGCAAAACGGCAGCGUUUCAUGGCAGCGAUCGUAUAACAUUCCAGCUGAUGCAGUUGGAAGCAUGUCAUCGAACUUUUGUGUCCAAAUCUAGAGAAAUCCUUAUCAAAGCAUUAAAAACAUUUAACCAGAAUCACAGUUAAAACUUUUGUGCUCCAUUAUUAGGGCCUUUUUCUAAUAUACUUUAAUUUGCCCUUCAUGUCAUGUAUUUUUUGCUCUCUCGUGACCUUUUUUGGUGUUGAAUGCAUGUGUACACACAUGAUCACAUUCAGACAAGUGUCCUGUCAUUGUGUUGCUUAGCAAGCAUGUUUUACAGGUGAGAUCACCGGUGCCGUGUUGCUUUUGGAGAACGGUUGGUAAAGCUCUGACUGUUUGUAUUACCACAAAGUCUUGUUUUCUUUCAUUUUAAGGGUAAACUAUGACUAUAUAACUACUUUUUUAAUAGAUGCAGACCUGUUUAGAUUCCAUGUCGGAGUAUCUGAUUAUCCUCUGAGGUCGUUUGAGUUUAAUAUAUAUUACUUAACUUAUUCCUCUAGAUCCUUGGCAUGUUUGCUGUUUCUUUCAUGUGUUUAUCAGUCUCUCUCUGAGAAGGGGUGAUGGAAGUUAUGUUCUUUUUGCUUUUGACUCUUUCUCUGGGAAAAGAAAACUAGAUGUGAUUACUAACAUCUGCAUUCAAUUUGUUUUCGAAUUAAGUUAAUAAUUGGGAGCUUUUUUGUGGGGGGGGUGCAAACAGGAAAAAUUGUGGUCCCUGUAAUGAUGUCAAAGUGAACUUAAUAAAAAUGCCAAA